Messenger RNA from Triplophysa dalaica, 4176 nucleotides. RefSeq names its product centrosomal protein 85 (gene cep85). The record is from RefSeq and is a predicted model, not a curated record. The coding region runs from base 569 to 2857 and encodes 762 amino acids. NCBI's taxonomy places the organism in Eukaryota, Metazoa, Chordata, Actinopteri, Cypriniformes, Nemacheilidae. The transcript is spliced from 14 exons. Gene Ontology annotation, cellular component: centrosome.
AUAAAUGUAAAUACCAAACAAUACCUCAGAAAUGAUCACAGUGCUUCAACAACAUUACCCAAAAAUCUUUAGUUGAAUUAGAAUAAUCAAAAAUGAUUAGAAUCGCUUUUUGGUACAUUUAUUGCCAUAUUAAAGUAUACAACAGUGCUCUCAUUUUAAUAUAGGAAUAUGUAUAUUCUUUACAUGAUCGAAGCAGUAGGUGGGUAUUCAAAGUGAACUCGUUGAGUAUUAUAUAUGUACCUCGGUCUCUGAUUAGCACAGGUGUUGCUCAACUAAGCGAACGGAAGAGGGCGCAUGCGAUCUCAAUUUGACACGCGGCCCGAACGCCGAGGAAGAACGAGAAUUAACGGUUGGGAAUGGGAGAAAGGUCUCGCGCUUCAGUCGAACCGAGGCGGGUAAUCGCAGCUCGAGGCUUUUGACUGUUGCGUGCUUCGAUUGUUGACAGUAGCAUCUAACCGCCGUCUUUUCUGUAAUGCGGCACAUUAUUGUAUCAACUACGUUGUGUUUUCUUCAUUUUUACUUUUAGUAAAGACCCAUCAGCCUGUGAGUUAAGGUGACUGCAGUACAGAUGACCACCUCACAGAAAUUCUCAGCAGGACAUUCUGACACAGAGUGGCUGACACCGGCUGUGUCUGACAAGUUCCAGAGCCGGUUUGGAUGGCGUAAAAGUACAGCUGACGGUGGGGACACAGGACUGGGCACCUCUGAUAACACAGAAGAUUUCUGCAGCACUAGCAGCAGUCCGUCCUUCCAGCCCAUCCGCAGUCAGAUCCCCAUCCCAACCGCCCAUGUCAUGCCUUCCACGGCCGGAGCUCUGGCCUCAAGCCUCAAGCCUCGUGCCUCUGAUGAGCGGGCGUCCUCCAGCUCAUCCAGCUCCAAAUCAUCACUUUCCAAAUCUGCGUCCUCGCCUAAUCUGGACGCUCAGGAUGAGGGACAUUUAAAUGCCACUUCAGUCAAACCUGAUUGCCUGAGCCGAUAUCGCAGUCUGGUGAACGGCCUCGACCACACACUUUUUCCCUCCGGAGACCAGACACGACUGGAAGAUGGCCACAAGUUUGACGUACCUUCCAUGGAGCCCACGCUAAAUCAGUCUGGUCUGCUCAGUGGAUUUUCCCCCGAUGUACGCAAGCAUCUGCAAAUGACUGGAUAUGUAGACAAUACUGGCUUGCUGGAACAGACUUAUAAAGUUUUACCGGAGACUAGGACAGGUUUCGGCUGCCCCACGGACCCCCAAAGGAGUGUUUAUUCGGGGUCUGGUGCCUCUGCCAGGAUGUUUUCGGUACCUCAGGGCCUCCUGAAUCAUGCUCUUCUGAGGGACCAGCCCAGCACUGGAGCGUACGAUCCCUUACAAUGUAGUGAGCUGGCCAGCUGGCAGCAGCAAAAGCAGAAACUUGAGAGUUUGAGGCUACAGGUGGAACAAAUGCAGUUAAUGACAGGAGGGGGUGGCCAGUAUGCCUCCCUUUAUUCAUCCGCUCCUCACACAGAGAACAGCAGUUGGGAUGCUGUUGUAAAAGCUAAUGAGAACUUGCUGAAAGAGAAAGAACUCGCCAUUGAAAGGCAGAAACAGCAGAUGUCUCAGCUGGAGCAGCGUCUUAGAGAGAGUGAACUACAGGUGCACAGUGCUCUCAUUGGACGUGGAGCUCCUUACCCAGACAUGUGUCUUUUGAGGCUGCAGGAGGCCCAGCGGGAAAACACCUUUUUGCGAGCCCAGUUUGCCGAGCGCAGCGACUGCUUUACCAAAGGGAAGCUAGAAGCGGACCGGAGACUGGCCGCGGUGGAGGUGGAGAUGCAACGUCUGAAUGAGAUCUUGAAUGAGAGCAGUGGAAAACAUGCAGAGGAGCUAAAGAAACAAGAGGAGAGGAUCCGCAGUCGGGACAAACACAUCAACAGCUUAAAAAAGAAAUGCCAGAAGGAAUCGGAUCAGAACAGAGAAAAGCAGCAGCGGAUUGAGACUCUCGAACGAUAUUUGGCCGACCUCCCUACCAUGGAAGACUAUCAGGCACAGCACAAAAAGCUGGAGGAUGUAGAGGAGAGGGCAGCUCAGCUUCAGGCCACAGUCAGAGAUCUGGAGAUCCAGCUGGAGGAGUCCCGCAGUGCUGGACGCAGCAAAGAGAACCAACUGGAAGAACAGAGGCGGAAGGAGAGAGAACUGCUUACAACAGUCACCAGUCUCCAAAACAGGGUGCAGGAGAGCCUCGAGGACGGAGUGAGAUUGCCUUCUCUUGACAUAGAGAUGCUACGAGAAGAAAACACUAAUUUAAAAGAAGAGCAACAGCGACAUAAAAAGGUUAUUGAAAAACAACUCAGGAUAAUGGAACAGCUGGGCUCACAGAUUAGGACUCUGGAGGAGCAGAUCUCUCAGGAGGACUGCAGCAGUCAGGCCCUGCGAGAAGAGGUGUCACAGAAAGAGGAGAGUAUAUUACAGUUACAUGCUGCAAUGAAGGAGCUCUCAGUGCACAACCAGGAGUUAAUGGAGCACAAUCUGACGUUACAGGAGCGUCUUCAGUGCGAGGACCCAAGUGGUCGGUCCAAUUUGAAUGCUCCUCUGCUCCCCGCAGGGGCCCGGCUCACUCAAAGGCUGUAUGGAGAGAUGUCCACCUGUCUGUGUGACCUCCGCUCCCUCUGUAACAUCCUCACGCAGCGGGCUCAGGGCCGUGACCCAAACCUCUCCAUGCUUCUCGGCAUUGCUUCAGCUCCUCCUCCUGUUGGAGAGCCGUGGGAGGACUGGCUCAGCUCUGAAGGCCUACAGAAGAAGCUUCUAGAAGCUCAGCAGCUCCGUAGAGAUGUUGAGGAGCUGAGAACGACCGUUUCUGACCGUUAUGCUCAGGACAUGGGAGAAAACUGCAUCACUCAGUGAGCGUGGACAAAACAGUGAGGGUAACUCCACAUCAACAGUGCCUUUUCUAUGGAUGUUGAAAGACGCUAAAUGUUCUAGCAAAACCUUCCUCACGAAGGGCAGACAACACUAACAACAUUAGUUUCGUAUACCAGACGGUUAUUUUUAUACAGGGUUCAGAAGAUAUUUUGCUAAAAUUUCUGAUGGCUUUUUGUGCUGUGGAAAGCAAAUUGUUAUUUAAUAUAAACCUUUCCAUGUAUUUGGGAAUGCCUGUGAUGAAGUUGACAAUCAACUGAAAUAUUUAAUCUUCAUGUGCUAAGAAUCGCAACUGAUGCCAUUUUUUAUAAUGGUACUGUCUAUAGUGUAACAUGAGGAUUGGGCUCAAUGACAGGUCAGUUAUCAUCUCAAAGUAACAACGUGCCACAUAGAACACAGCACCUGAGGUUGAGAAAUAUCUCAUAGUUCAAUACCUGUAGUUUUGGCUAUAAUAAUUAGUAAAACAACUGGUGUUUUAAAGCAGUUUAGAGCCAAACAUUCCCUCAUUUUGAAUCUACAAAGAGAUUAAAUAUGUUUGAUGUAUACAGUGUGAAUUUACACUAGCAUAAUGCAAGGGUUGUAAGCAUGAAAUGAUAUCCUAGUUAUAAGUCAAUAGAUGGAGCUUGUCAUUCAUCAAGAUUGCGUAAACAGAUAGUUGUGGAUAUGUCCUCUGAGAGAAUGUUGAGGUCUUAUUGGUUAAACAGUACGUUUUGCUGUGCUUUUUGACUGGCUCAUCUCAUAAAACAUAACUUCCUGUUGGAGCGGUUACUUCCACGUGCCACACAUCAUAUGAACCAGUGCCUUUUCAUAUAUGUGCUCAAGGGCAGAAUGGCUUAAAAAAAGCAUGUGAGAUGUGAUGUGCUUUGUUGAACUUCAUAAUAUUUGCUGUCUGUAAAAAUAACUAAUUGAAUAUGACAUAUGUAAAUUAAUCCAGACAAAGUCAAUAUGUCAAGCAAAUAUUUGUAUUGCAGCACAAAAUACGGAUGUAAAUGCUAACCAUUAUUCUCUUACAAUGUUCAACUGCAGUUCAAGUAUUAGAAUUCUAUUAACAAAAUGGGACCAGCUAUAUUGUGGAGGAGUGUUGUGAGGCGAAUUGUCAUCUUUGGUCCAGGAAUAUCACUACACAGUGUGAGCAUUAAUGUAUCAAUGCAAUACACUUUUUUAAAAUUAUUGUAACAUCUCUUGAAGGUUUAACACAAAACCAGCAAGAAAAACCUAAAGCCAAAAUGUUUAUAGCAAACACUAAAUGUUAAUAUUGAGACAUUUGUCUUGAUUUUGGAGAAAUAAAGUUUUGUUUUUCAGUA